UUGAGCUCCCAGGAAGGAUCAGAUGCUCUGAGAGGCCUCUGCUUUAUUUCACCCCCGUGGAGAGGUGCUAAAUGAUUCUUCCACUCUUUUUUUAACUGGUUUGGGCUGAAAAGAAGAGGCUGAACAAAGGGACAGAUGUGGUGGAGAAAAGAGGUCCAUACAUCAUGAGCAAACCUCCCUCCAUCCAGGCCAAGCUGAAGAGGCAGCGGGAGCUGGCAAAGGCAGCGCUGCGAAGGCAGGGGCUGCUGGGGGCACCCACUGCCCUGAAACCAACUCCUAAAAGGUCUGUGAAGUUCAACAAGGGCUACACAGCACUCAGCCAGACAGCUGAUGAAAACCUGGUCUCCCUCGACUCAGACAGCCCCCAUUUCCUGCCCAGCUCUGUUUCUUUUCCCCUCAGUGACGGGGAGCCAGGAUCCAGGUGUUCCUCGGGAUACUCCUCCGCUGAGCAGGUGACCCAGGACAUGAGCCGGCAGCUGCUGCAGGACGGGUACCACCUCGACGAGGUCCCCGAUGAUGAAGACCUGGAUCUCAUCCCCCCAAAACCUGCUGCCUCCUCUUCUUGCCCCUGCUGUUUUGGAGAAAAUUUCUCCUGUGUGAUCCAGUAGCUGCACAAGAACAGGUCAAAAUCCAGCACUUUCUUUGUCCCGUGGGAUGGCUGGUGGGUGUCCGGGUCCCACGCCAGGACGGUGGCACAAGGACUGAACGAUGCUGCUCGUGGCAGAGACCAGCUGACUCCAAAAGACUUCUCCUUACACUCAGCAAUACCAGGGGGAGGUGGCACAGUGACAUUCUGGUGACCUGCAUGUUACCUGGCACUUGGCUGGGGUGGGAAGGGAGGACAGGCAGGGCCUGGCACCUCCCCGGGGUUUAAAGGGAAGGAUUUGGGAGUUUCUGGGGUUGGAGCUAAUGGCUUAUUCCCAUUCUCCUCAACGCUGCUUUGAUGCAGGUGAGGCACAGCCCAGGCCCCCCAUCCCAGCUCUGCACAGGGCUUGGAUUUGGGGGGCUGGAGAUCCUCCCUGCUGCAAACCAUAAACGCUGCCUUAAACCAUGGUCCUGCUCUAUGACAUAGAGGACAAUCAGCUUCUUAUACAGAAACCUUAUUUAAAUAUUUCAUGUCAAGAGACAUGAACUGGUUGGGUGGGGGGCAUGUUUGUUUGUUUGUUUUUGUAUCUUACUUGUAAAAGGGAGCACUUAAUAAACUGGAUCUCAUUACUCAGAAGGGGUGCUGUGAGGGGGACUCCUGUGUUCUCUCAUCACAUUUUACUCUUUUCCUGUGCCUGAAGAGCAAGGGGGGGAAUCACAGCCAGCGUUGGGGGG
Melozone crissalis (California towhee) is the source of this 1320-nucleotide messenger RNA. It is a transcript of the gene FAM219B, whose product is annotated as family with sequence similarity 219 member B. Lineage: Eukaryota; Metazoa; Chordata; Aves; Passeriformes; Passerellidae. The record is from RefSeq and is a predicted model, not a curated record. The coding region runs from base 165 to 608 and encodes 147 amino acids. The transcript has 5 exons.